Messenger RNA from Panicum virgatum (switchgrass), 750 nucleotides. RefSeq names its product DNA damage-responsive serine/threonine-protein kinase RqkA-like. Gene Ontology annotation, molecular function: protein kinase activity; ATP binding. The transcript has 2 exons. The record is from RefSeq and is a predicted model, not a curated record. Bases 1 to 750 code for a protein of 249 amino acids. Gene Ontology annotation, biological process: protein phosphorylation. NCBI's taxonomy places the organism in Eukaryota, Viridiplantae, Streptophyta, Magnoliopsida, Poales, Poaceae.
AUGGGGCAGGGCAGUGGCAUGGCCGGGACGGGGCAAGGCAGUAGGGGCCGCGCCGGGACGGGGCUGUGGCAGGGGGGCCGCGCCAGGGAGAGGCGCACCGGGGCGGGGCGGCACCGGGGGGGGGGGGGGGCGGCGGCGGGCAGGGUCCGCGCCGGGAGUCCACGCCAGGGCGGGGCCGCGCCGGGGCGGGGCCGCGCCGGGGUGGCCACACCUGCGGGCCGCGGCGUCGGGGUGGGCGCGGCGCGGCGAUGCCUGUACCGUACCGUCCGCCCGCCGGCAUGCCCUCCCGCCGCCGCGCCGACCGCGGCCCAGGCGCCGCGGGCGAGGUCGACCUGGCCGUCGAGGGCGCGCCCCAGGCGCCGCUUGGGCGGCCGCGGGGAUGGCGACCUCGGCCCCGGCCCCCACCUGUGCUGGUCAGGGCACCGGAUGUCGGGGGAGGUGCCGCUGGACUGGACGACGCUGGUGCGGCUGUUGCUGGGCGCGACGCGCGGGCUGGCGGGCAUCCACCGGGAGUACCGCGCGUCCGGCGUGCCCCACGGCAACGUCAAGUCCACCAACGUCCUGCUCGACAAGGACGGCGGCGCGCGCGUCGCCGACUUCGGCCUGGCGCUGCUCCUGAGCCUGGCGCACGCCAUCGCCCGGCUCGGCGGCUACAUGGCGCCCGAGCAGCAGGAUGACAAGCGGCUGUCGCAGGAGGCCGAUGUGUACAGCUUCGGCGUGCUAGUCCUGGAGGUCCCCGUCGGAGCAUGA